AUGGCUAGAAGAGUGUCAUUCUUGUUGUUCAACGAGGUAGAACAGACUUACCAGAUUUGUGACAAUGUUUCUGAAAAAGGACAUCCGUUCAAAGCUGACGGGUUAGUUUUUAAUUCUUUCCAAAAAUCGCAACCGAGUUUGGAGCGACGAUCCAUAUUGAAAAGAUCAAGUAACGUAGUUGGGAACGUUGAUCAAAUGAAAUUCGCAAACCAAACAAACGACAAUCCAAAGAACACGUGUCACAACCAUUCGACUUACACGAACACAUUCACAACAAAAGCUACAAGCAACAAAAGAAGGAACAGCCUCAACAGUUCGUUACUGAGAUGUCUGCAAGUAGCCACAAAGGAUGGAAAUGAAGACAGCUAUGAUGGCGUUGAUGAAAUAACCUUUCCAUCUCAUCAAUCAAACAACAACAUUGUGACUGACUUUUCAGCAAACACAACAAACAACAUCAACAAAACAUCGAUGCACACAUCAACAUCACACAACUCGGAAAUAAUUGAAAACAUCAGACACCAUAUUGACGACAUGCAUGAAAGAGAAGAAGCUGAUCAGCACUGCGCAGAGCAAUCAUUUGCAAUCAUUACAACAAACUGUUAUUCUGUGGAUCAUAGCAUCGACCUCACCAGCGACACCACACCACAACAGCCGACUUCAACACCACUUGAGGAACCUGCAGCUGAUUUGAGCAACUUUUUCAGCGAUGCUUACAACGAAUCAACACUAUGUUCAGCGACCUUUCCCAGAAGCAACACUACACAAGUUAACCGAUAUACGUCUGCUUGUUCAAUUGAGCAACUCAAGAACUGCAUUUGUUCAUCGGAUGAGGUUGACAAACAGGAAAACCUCAAAAUAACGAAUAGGAAAAGAUCACUGCCAGAAGAGUGGCGAAGUCUCUUGUUGGUCAAUUGA
Molecule: messenger RNA, 915 nt
Organism: Helobdella robusta
Lineage: Eukaryota; Metazoa; Annelida; Clitellata; Rhynchobdellida; Glossiphoniidae
Exons: 2
Coding region: 1-915 (304 amino acids)
Source: RefSeq, a predicted model, not a curated record